This is a messenger RNA of Saccostrea echinata, 8004 nucleotides long. RefSeq lists its product as uncharacterized. Lineage: Eukaryota; Metazoa; Mollusca; Bivalvia; Ostreida; Ostreidae. Bases 1 to 8004 code for a protein of 2667 amino acids. The transcript has a single exon. Gene Ontology annotation, molecular function: DNA helicase activity. Gene Ontology annotation, biological process: DNA repair; telomere maintenance. The record is from RefSeq and is a predicted model, not a curated record.
AUGGGGUUGCCGCCUUUUGAGGAAAAACCCCUGGCCAGGGUGCAGGCCUCACCUCGAGUGAAAAUGCGCCCACCUGCCCCGAGGUUGCCAUCUCCUCAGGGAAGUCGUCUGUAUGCCCAAAACGGAGGCAUGGCACAGUCCCCUGACUCCCCAGCGUGGGUUUGUACUCCAGCGAGAGUACCUGGGCAUGAUGAUGGCUUUAAGCCUAGCCCAGCAGGUCAGACGCAGCUGGAUACCUCCAGGGAGGAGGAGACCAGCAGGAUACUAAAAAAAGAUGAGGGCUUUAAAGACAGUACUUUGAUUGAAUUUGAACGUGUCUCAAACAGAAAUUUGAACAGUUACCAUGAGAACCAUAAAACUAUACACAAGAUAAAAGAGAUAAAGAACCAAGAUCAUAUGUAUGAAAAGGAAGAGAUCAAAAAUCGAGAUGAUAAAUCUGAUAAUCAAAAGAACAAGAACCUUGAGAAUACAUUUGAAAGACAAGAAAGCAAGAAUCAUGAGAAUGCAUAUGAAAGAGAUGAAAUUAGGAGUGUCGUGUAUGUUCAGGGAUCAUUUCAUCAGGGAGAUCCAAUGUUUUUGGGCAAUGCAGGAACUCAGUGCGUUCCUAAUUGUUUAGCAGGGCUAUCAUAUCAUAAAGUGAAAAACAGUAAGUACUGGAAUACAAUGGAUAUGAACAAAAUUUUAGUGACUGGUGAUGAAUUGUACACGUAUUUGCAAAGAAGCUCAGCAAUAAAUAAUAGGUAUUUACUUGUACAGGAACUACCACACUUCUUUGAAUGCUUUGAUCGAUCUUUUGAGUUUAGAACAAACGAGACAUUAUCAAGUGUGAUUUUGCCAGGAAAUGGAUUCAACUUUGCAGAGUUUGGUGCAUAUUCACUAGAUGAAGCAUUAGGUAUAGCUCUUGCUGAAACAGAUGGAUGCUUUGUAUGCUUUGGGGGAAGUACGCUAUUGAUUGGCAAAUCAGGAGAUAGUUUUUUCUCAUUUGAUUCCCAUUCAAGAUCUUUAAGAGGAUUGUUAAGUGUAAGAGGAAAGAGCUCAAGAGUUCUUUUUCAAAAUGUAGCUCAGGUCCAUCUUCAUAUUCACUCGUUGGCUAUAUCUAUGGGGUAUUCAAGAGAUGUUGAAUGCAAUGUUACUGGGGUACAUUGUAAAGUGGAUGACAUUUUGGAUGCUAGAAUUAAUGCGAAACAAACUCGGGAGCAUGUUGACUAUUUUGUCGAAGAGACCACUGAUAAUUCAUUCUCGCAAAAAGAAAGUAGUACUGAAUGUGAAAAUGAUGAAUUAGCUUUUGUUUCGAUUGAGUGUGAACAAUUCUUUUAUGUUCCUAUUGACUCUGUCAUGAAAAGGGACUUAUGUCAAGAUUUGAAUAUUCCUCUCAUAUGCAGUGGGAAUGGAGUUGACACUUAUUGCUCAGGAAAGAAACUUGACAAGCCUAGUUCUCAGCAGGAGAUUUUAGGAGAUGGCAACUGCUUUUUCAGAGCUGUAUCAUUUAGUUUGACUAAUUCGGAGGACUACCAUUAUGUCAUCCGUAGUGCAGUUUGUAAGCACUUGCUUGAAAAUGAGGUGGUAUUCAAACCAUUUUUAAGAACUGGAGAAAAUACUGUAAAAGAACAUCUGUCUAAGUCAUCAAUGUCUAAAAAUGGAACUUGGGCAACUGAGUUAGAAAUUUUAGCUGUGUGUCACCUGAUAAAUGUUGAUAUUUACACAUAUACCAGAAAUCAAUGGUUGAAGUUUUCAAUUGAGAAAGAGAGUCCACAUAUAAAAAGAAGAACUGGUGCAAUAUACUUGAAUCAUCAUGCACAAAAUCAUUACAAUGUUGUUCUUGAUGUUUGUGAAAAGAAUGUUGAUAUGACAGAGGAAACAGUGUGUGAAAGCAGAACAUUUGAUCCAAAGUACUCGAAAAAGAAAAUGAAAAAUCGUCAACGCAUGCAAGCAAAAAGACGUGUUUCUUCAAGGAUAAUGGAAAGACAAAAUACUGUGGAAAAGCGUAAGCAAUCAAUGAGGAGAAAGUAUCAAGAGGAUGCUGAAUUUCGGAAAAAGAAAUUGAAAGCUGCAUAUAUCAAGUACAAAGAUGAUGACGAAUUUCAUUCAGUUGUUAAAACAAGAAAUCGAGAAAGAUACGAAAAGGAUGCUUUGUACCGUAGCAAAACAAAAAACAGACGUCAGAAAGAAUAUGCAGAGAAUGAAGAAAACAGGAAAAAAACCAAGGAAGCAAGCUUAAAAAAGUAUGCUUCAAGUAAAGCACAUCAAGAAAAUGUAAAAAAUAGAAGCAUUAAGAAAUACUGGACUGAUGCUGUACAUAAAAAGAAUGUUAAAGCAAGAAGUGUGCAGAAAUACAAGACCAAUCUUGUUCAUAAGGAGAAUGUGAAGCAAAGAAGUGCAGAAAAAUACAGAACUGACACUGCACAUAAGAAGGAUCUAAAACAAAGAAGCAAAGAAAAAUAUAGAACUGAUAUUGUGUACAGAGGAAAAGUCAAAAAGAGAGCAAUAGAAAGAUACAAAAAUGAUGAAAUGUAUAGGGAAAAGAUAAAGAAGAGCAAUACGGAAAAGUACAGAACUGAUGAGAAAUACAGAAAACAAGUUAAUUUUACAAAGAGAUACAAAACUAAUAAGAAUUUCAGAGACAGAAUUCUUAAAUCCAAAGCAAGACUAUAUAGCACAGAUGACAGUUUUAGAUCAAGUGUUAAAGCUUGUAGUAAGAAACAAUACUAUUCUAGUUCUGAUGCUAAAAUUUUGAAGAAAAAGGCUGUUAAACAGCAAAGGGCAGCAAAACGUAUCAAGUUGGAAACUGAAGAAAAAGUGUUGGAAUUAUUUAAGGAAAAUGCUCUCAAAGGCAUCGAUUUUGUGUGCUGUUGCUGUCAUCGAUUAUUGUUUGCUAAUCAGGUACAGAAAUGUGAUCAUCAGCUUUAUUGUAAUAAUGAACGUUCAAGACAUGUUGCAGAUAUGUGCAUACAAGAAAAAUAUUUGCAUAACUGCACAGCUUCUUGCCCAGAGGGCUGUACCAGGUCAGAAUUAUGGAUAUGCUAUACAUGCCAUAGAAAGAUGUUGAGCGGAAAUAUUCCUGCAGAGGCAGCAGUCAAUGAAAUGUAUCUUGAGGAUAUACCGGAAGAACUAGCCAAUUUGAAUAGUUUAGAGCAGCAUUUAAUUGCUUUGCACAUACCUUUUAUGAAGGUAAUGGCUCUUCCCCAAGGUGGUCAAAGAAAUAUACAUGGCCCUGUUGUUUGUGUGCCUUCUGACUUGAAAAAAGCUACAAGUUUACCAUUAAAGCACGGCGAUGAUUUAUUAUUGCGAGUCAAGCUUAAAAGAAAGCUCAGUUACAAGGGUUACUUUGAGUACCAGUUUGUAAAUCCGAGCCACAUAUUUACAGCUCUAAGUUAUUUAAAAAAAAGCAAUCAAUGGUAUGAAAGCAUCGAAAUAAAUAAUAACUGGGAUGGCGACUCAAAUGAAGAUGAGGAGGUGAAAGUAAACCAUAACAUGACAGUAGAUGAUAUUGAUGAACAUCAUCAGAUUGCAAUUGACACUUGUCUACAACCUGCGGAUAUUGCUCAGGAGGUUUUAGACCAUUAUUUUGAUGACAUUUACAAUAUUGCGCCCGGAGAAGGAAAGAAUCCAGUGCGGAUGUUGCAGGAACCAGGAAAUGAAGCAAAAGCAUUUCCCUGUCAUUUCCCUAGUGGAAAAUUUACUUGGAAUGAAGACAGAGGAACAAGAAUAACACUCUCUAGAUACUUUAAUAACAGGUUAAUGAAUGCAGAUGGUAGAUUUGCAAAAGAUAGCAAUUACAUAUUCUUUUGUCAGUUCAUGUCAGAAUUGAAUCAAGUCAUAGAGAAAACACAGAUUUCGGUACGAAAAUCAUUUUCAAAAAUGGGAAGUGAGAAGUUAGUUACUUCAAGCAUGUUGCAAGAUCCAGAAAUUCUCUCAAGGUUAUUACGAAAUGAUGAAGCGUUAAGAUUUAUGCAGCCUAUUCGUGGAACACCAGCAUAUUGGUCGACUGCUCAAAAGGAUCUUUUUGCAAUGCUCCGCCAAUUAGGAAUUCCAACCUGGUUUUGCUCUUUUUCUGCAGCUGAACAUAGAUGGAAUGAUGCAGUUAGAACCAUAAUGAGACAGGAAAAUGACGAUAGAGAUCCAGAAAUGUUGGACUGGUCUGAAAAGAAUGAGACAUUAAGAAAAAACCCAGUGACUGUUGCCAGGAUGUUUGAGCAUAGAUUCCACGUCUUUCAUAGAGAUGUUUUAUCUUCUCCAUCUGAACCUAUUGGAAAAAUCGUAGAUUAUUUCCAGAGAGUUGAAUUCCAGCAAAGAGGAUCACCUCAUAUGCAUUGCUUGUACUGGAUUGAAAAUGCACCUAAACUUGACGAACACGGAAAGGAAGCUGUUUGUGAUUUCAUAGAUAAGUAUGUAUCUUGUGAAUUGCCAUCUGAGAAUGAGGACCCAGAGUUGAGAAAUAUUGUGUUGGCAGUACAACAACAUAGCAGGAGACAUUCAAAAUCUUGUAGAAAGAAAGGAACAGAAUGCAGAUUUAACUUUCCGAGGCCUCCCUCUCUACGCACGUUUAUUAGUUCACCAUGUGAGAAUGACAAUGACAGUGCACUGAAUGGUGAAGAGAAUACAGAUACUAAAUCGACCAAAUCCAUUGCAAAAGACAUUUUAUUGCGUGUAUGGGAGGAAGUCCAAAACGAUUCAAAUGAAUUCAAAAGUUUAGAAGAAAUUUUCAGUAAUUUGUCUCUGUCUCAAGAACAGUAUGAAGAAGUACAUAACAUGUUAACAAAAUCGAGAUCUAUUGUUCUUAGAAGAAAUCCUUGUGAAAUGUGGAUUAAUCAGUACAAUCCAUGCCUUUUGAAAUGUUGGGAUGCCAACAUGGAUAUUCAAUUUGUACUGGAUCCAUUCAGUUGCAUUGUUUACAUUAUUUCAUACAUUUCAAAGUCAGAGAGGGAAAUGGGGAUGUUACUGAAGCAAACAAAAGUAGAGGCAGAAGAAGGAAAUCUUGAUGCCCGUGAAACUUUGAAAAAAAUAGGGUCAGCAUAUCUACACCAUAGAGAAGUCAGCGCACAGGAGGGCGUGUACAGAGUUUGCAAUUUAAAGAUGAAAGAAUGUUCUAGGAAAGUUGUGUUUGUGCCAGUAGGUGAAAACCCCACCCGUUUAAGUAAACCACUAUCUCAACUAAAAGGACAUAAAGGGGAAGUUCAUGAAAAUGGAAACGAGGAAGAUGACGACGAAAACGAGAUUUGGAUGACAAAUAUAAUAGAAAGAUAUGAAAAUCGUCCAAACAAACCACUAUUUCAUGGCAUGUGCUUAGCAGAAUUCUGCUCUAUAUUCAGAGUGUUAGCUAAAUCCCAGAUUCCCAAAACUCAAAAUGAAAAUGUUUUUGAACUGCAAAACUCAAAGGGAUAUAUUCAAAAAAGAACAAGAACAAAACCAGCUGUUAUAAGGUAUCCAAGAUUUAGCGUUGAAAAAAUGCCCGAGAAAUAUUUUCGGUCUCUAUUGCAGCUAUUUCUGCCACAUUGGAAUGAGGCUCAGUUAAAACCCCCUGGAUUUGAUUUAUAUGAAGGAUUUUAUGAAACUGGUCAUAUAAGAAUAAAAGGAAAACGAAGUGUCCAGUCUGUCAAAUCAAUAGUUGACAUUAAUCAUGCACAAUAUGCAGAAAAUGAGGAUGUGAUCACAGAAGCUCAGGAGACUUUUGAAAACAUUGGAGAACCUGAAGAUGCAUGGGCUAGCCUUUGUCCUGAAUCAGAAUUAAUUAGACAGGAAUGUUCUGUAGAAAAAGAUAAAAUGCACAGCUUAGAUGAACAUAUUCCAGAAGUAAUACCUGAUAUACAAAGUCAGAAAAAUUCUGAUGUGCUUUUUGAAAUUCAGCAGAAAAAUCAUUCUAAGGAUAAUAUAUUACCUGUCUUGCAAAGCCUGAAUGAAAAGCAGAAGGAGGUGUUUUACCAUGUCCGUGACUGGUGUUUAAGGAAAAUAGCUGGAGAGAAACCAGAUCCAUUGCAUGUUUUCAUAACAGGAGGAGCAGGAACAGGAAAGAGUCAUGUCAUUAAGGCUGUAGAAUAUGAGGCAUCACGAUUAUUUUCUAGAAUAAUGUCCUCUCCUGAUGGUAUAUCAGUACUUCUAACAGCUUUUACAGGAACAGCUGCGUUCAACAUAGGUGGAAAUACCAUUCAUCACGUGUUUUCCCUGACCAAGUAUUUGCCGUUACCGUACCAGCCACUUAAAGAGCAAAGUCUAAGUGAAAUAAGGGUGCAUCUUCAAGACUUGCAGAUUCUAGUAAUAGAUGAAGUGUCGAUGGUGUACAAAAAACUCCUUUAUUACAUUCAUGAAAGACUUGUUCAAAUAAAGAAGUGCAAAGAGCCAUUUGGUGGUGUAAGCAUUAUCGCUGUAGGUGACUUUUAUCAACUCCCUCCUGUAAAACAACGAAAAGAUGAAAGAUUGUUCAAAGAAAAUGCUUCAUAUCCUGUGGACUACUGGAGAGAUUUUUUCAAAGUUGUUGAACUGAAUGAAAUCAUGAGGCAGCAGCAAGAUAUACCCUUUGCAACAGCUUUAAACUCACUUCGAAUUCGAGAAGCAGAUCAACCGUUAGCAAGCGAAGCACAAUCAAUGAUUCAUGAGUGUAUAAGAGAGGGACCAGAGGAUGUUCUUCAUGUGUAUCCAACAAAUGAAGAAGUAAACAAUUAUAACCUCUCAAUGUUAAGAAAAAAUUGUGAAGAUCUGGUCGAGAUUGAAGCAAAGGAUUUCCAGAAAAAUGCAACAACCGGGAAAUUGAUUUUGAGAGAGAAACCAUUCAGAAGCUCGAAAAAAGAUAAUCUUUGUAGUAGUUUACUUAUGGCUGUAAAUGCAAGGGUGAUGCUUACCAGAAAUUGUAAUGUAGAAGACGGACUGGUCAAUGGAGUUAUGGGAUAUAUUUCUCACUUCCAAUGUGAAAAGAACUCAUCUAAUAUUAUAGCUAUAGGAGUAGUCUUUGACAACAAAACUGUCGGUAAUAAAACAGGUAAAAGAACUGAAAAAGGAAAUGUUGUGCUAGUUCAGAGGGUUCAGGAAGAGAUAAUUGAAAAGAAAUUAAAAACAGUUGUAAGACACCAAUUCCCCUUGCGGUUAUCCUGGGCAUGUACAGCUCAUAAAGUACAAGGAAUGACGGUUGAAAAAGUUGUGGUUAAUUUAGACCGAAUGUUUUCACCAGGACAAGCGUAUGUUGCACUGACAAGAGUAACAUCCAAAAAGGGGCUGUUAAUUGAAACCAAUAAGAAACAAGAAUUGCAGAGGAAAGUGUAUGCUGAUUCAGAAGUGAAAACAGCACUAGCUGAAAUGCCCAGAGUAAAGCUUUCAAAAUAUUCCAUCAAACCAUCGGAUAAAACAAUUAUUUUCCACAAUGUCCAAAGUUUAAAUGGCCAUUUUUCAGAUCUUCAACAUGACAUCCGAUUCAGGGAAGCAGAAAUUAUUUGCCUGACUGAGACAUGGUUAAGACCUGAUCAGUGCACAACAGAAUUCGAUCUGGGAGGAUUUGCUUUUCAUCAUACACCUAGAAGAGAUGUAUAUGAUGAAAGCAAUGCCCAAGUACAAAAAUUGCGUGUUUCAAAGGGUGGAGGUGUGGCACUAUACACCAAACAAAGUCAAAAUAAGAAAUUAGUCAGUCAACUACCAGAGAAGAAUAUAGAAAGUAUGGCCGUAAAAUUAAUUGAAAAUGAUAUAACUGUUGUUACUGUGUAUCGCCCAAGCACCCUCAGUAUGUCUUAUUUUCUGGAGCGACUCCAAAAGCUUGUAGAGCAUUUCAGAUUAUCUACAAAACAUCUCAUUUUUGUUGGGGAUUUCAAUGAGGACGCAAAAUGUGUAGGGCCAAUUCAGACUUUAUUGAAUAAAGAAGGUUUCAGACAACUUGUAAAAUUCUACACAACAGAAAGUGGAACCAUUCUUGAUCAUGUUUACGUGUCUGGGGCCUUGCAGGUAGAAGUGAUGAGGCUACCAACAUAUUACAGCUACCAUGAUGCCUUAGCCAUGACCAUUGUAACAGCUACUUCAUUUCCUUGA